Huiozyma naganishii CBS 8797 is the source of this 1635-nucleotide messenger RNA. RefSeq names its product FACT complex subunit POB3 (gene POB3). The transcript has a single exon. Gene Ontology annotation, molecular function: nucleosome binding; histone binding; DNA binding. The record is from RefSeq and is a predicted model, not a curated record. Lineage: Eukaryota; Fungi; Ascomycota; Saccharomycetes; Saccharomycetales; Saccharomycetaceae. Gene Ontology annotation, cellular component: nucleus; FACT complex. The coding region runs from base 1 to 1635 and encodes 544 amino acids.
AUGAGCACCGACUUUGAUCGUAUUUAUCUGAACCAGUCUAAGUUUGGUGGUAGGUUCCGUAUUGCAGAUUCCGGUCUCGGUUGGAAACCGGCGACUAGUGGUGGUUCCGCUGCUGCUGCCCAGUUGAGACAGCCAUUCCUGUUGCCAGCCACAGAGUUGUCCGCUAUCCAGUGGAGCAGGGGCGCGAGAGGCUACGAAUUGAAGAUCAACACAAAAAAUCAGGGUGUUUUGCAACUGGACGGGUUCACGCCGGAAGAUUUCAACUUGGUCAAAGGUGAUUUCCACCGGAGGUUCAACAUCCAAUUGGAACAUAAGGAGCACUCACUUAGAGGGUGGAACUGGGGGAAGACAGACCUUGCCAGGAAUGAACUGGUAUUUGCUCUGAAUGGGAAACCAACCUUUGAAAUCCCAUACUCCAGGAUUAACAACACCAAUCUGACUGCCAAAAACGAGGUUGGUAUUGAAUUCAACCUACAAGAUGAGAACUAUCAACCUGCUGGGGAUGAGCUUGUGGAAAUGAGAUUCUAUAUUCCAGGUGUUAUUGCAGACAACGAGACGGAUGGUUCCAUCCCCGCGGCAGCGGAAGGUGACUCGCAGACUCCUACUGAGAAGACUGUAGCUGAAUCCUUUUACGAGGAGUUGAGGGAGAGGGCCGACAUAGGUGAAACAGCAGGGGAUGUCAUUGUUUCCUUCCAGGACAUCUUCUUUGCAACACCUAGAGGCCGUUAUGAUGUCGACAUUUACAAGGACACUAUAAGAUUGAGAGGUAAGACGUACGAGUACAAACUACAAUACCGUCAAAUUCAAAGAAUCGUUUCUUUGCCCAAGGCAGAUGACAUCCAUCACUUGCUUGUCCUUGCCAUCGAUCCACCAUUGCGUCAAGGUCAAACCUCGUACCCAUUUUUGGUGCUCCAGUUCCAAAACGAGGAGGAAACUGAGGUACAGUUAAACAUUGAUGAUGAUGAGUACGAGGCACAUUACAAGGACAAGUUGAAGAAACAUUACGACGCAAAGACCCAUAUCGUGAUCAGUCACGUCUUGAAGGGACUCACGGACCGCAGGGUCAUCAUUCCAGGUGAAUAUAAAUCCAAAUAUGAACAGUGUGCAGUUUCGUGUUCCUACAAGGCAAAUGAGGGCUACCUGUAUCCGUUGGAUAACGCCUUCUUCUUUUUGACAAAACCAACCCUAUAUAUCCCGUUCUCAGAUGUCAGCUCAGUGAACAUCUCUAGAGCUGGUCAGACGUCUACAUCGGCAAGAACUUUUGAUCUGGAGGUGGUGCUACGUAUGAAUAGAGGUUCGACCACGUUUGGUAACAUUAGCAAAGAGGAGCAACAGUUAUUGGAACAGUUCUUGAAAUCAAAGGGAUUGAGAGUAAAGAAUGAGGAGAAGGAAGCACAGGAAAGGCUACAGACUGCAUUGGGAUCGGACAGCGACGAGGACGGUGAUAUUAAUAUGGGGUCUGCCGGCGAGGACGAUGAAUCGGUUGAUGAAGAUUUCCACGUGAGUUCUGGUGGUGAAGAUGAUGACGUCGCAGAGGAAUUCAACUCGGAUGCCUCUAUGAGCGACGACGGCGAUGACGCUGAACUUUCCGGCGACGGAAGUAACAGACCCUCCAAAAAACCUAAAACCGAAUGA